This is a messenger RNA of Nematolebias whitei (Rio pearlfish), 969 nucleotides long. RefSeq names its product olfactory receptor 11A1-like. Gene Ontology annotation, cellular component: membrane. The record is from RefSeq and is a predicted model, not a curated record. The transcript has a single exon. Gene Ontology annotation, biological process: G protein-coupled receptor signaling pathway. Bases 1 to 969 code for a protein of 322 amino acids. Gene Ontology annotation, molecular function: G protein-coupled receptor activity; olfactory receptor activity. NCBI's taxonomy places the organism in Eukaryota, Metazoa, Chordata, Actinopteri, Cyprinodontiformes, Rivulidae.
AUGAUCAACUCCACGCAGCUUUUAUAUUUCACUCUGAGUGCGUACGUUGACUCUGGACCGUUCAGAUACCUGAACUUUGUGCUCAUCAUGUGUCUGUAUGUUCUGAUCGUUGGCUGCAACGUUCUGCUGAUCGUGGUCAUCUGUGUGAGCAGGAGUCUGCAUGAACCCAUGUACAUGUUUCUGUGCAGCCUGUUUGUGAAUGAGCUGUACGGAAGCUCAGGCUUGUUUCCGUUCCUGCUGCUCCAGGUUCUGUUGGACGUUCACGUCAUUUCUGCUCCGCUCUGUUUCCUGCAGGUCUUCUGUGUUUACACUUACGGAAUCGUAGAAAUUGUAAAUCUAGCCGUCAUGUCUUACGACAGGUACGUUGCCAUCUGUUUCCCUCUGCACUACAACGCCUUGAUGACUUCUAAAAAGGUUGCAGUGCUCAUCGCUCUCACGUGGCUGUGUCCGUUCGUUGCCAUCGUGGUUCUGCUCGCUCUGAGCGCGCCGCUGCAGCGCUGCGGGAACACCAUCGACAAGGUCUACUGCGGAAACUACGCCAUCGUCAAGCUGAGCUGCUCCAACACCAGCCUCAACAACGUUUUAGGGCUCAUUUACACGGUCGUGUCCAUUGUCAUUCCUCUCUGUUUAAUCCUUUACACGUAUACAAAGAUUCUGGAAGUGUGUUUCUCUGGAUCCAAAGUGACCCGGCAGAAAGCCCUCAGCACCUGCACGCCUCACCUGGCCUCCAUCCUGAACUUUUCUUUCGGCUGCUGUUUUCAGAUUUUACAGAGCAGGUUCGAGACGAGCAGAGUUCCUGCCGUGCUGGCCAUCUUCUUAUCCGUGUACUUCCUGACAUGCCCGCCGCUCUUGAACCCGGUUCUGUACGGACUGAACAUGAGCUCGAUCCGAAACGCGCUGAGACGCCUGCUGUGUGGAGGAAACACAAAUCCACCAACAGAUUUAUUCAGCUCAGCGUUUUAUUCCUGA